Messenger RNA from Cercopithifilaria johnstoni, 324 nucleotides. Lineage: Eukaryota; Metazoa; Nematoda; Chromadorea; Rhabditida; Onchocercidae. The record is from the annotation of a GenBank genome assembly.
AUGGUCAACCAACAUAGAAAAGAUAGCUUGAGCGACUUCAUUUUUGAUGAUAACUAUUUCGAAGAUAGUUGGGGUCUUCAUUCAGACUUAUUUGCAACUUGCAUGCAUCAGAUGAAUAUAUUUAUACCUGAUGCAUCUUUGAGAGUUGCAGCUUCAUGCAACAUCAGUGCAGAAAUGUCGAAACAACCUACUCAUACGUUGAAAGCAUUACAUCUUGAAAAUAUGGAAAACAAGACAGAAAGGAAAUAUUAUUCGCCGGAGAAAUCCAGCAUGCUAGACCAGACCGAUCACAAUAUGAAUGGUAUGUUUGUUUGUCUGAUUUAA